UUUCGUUUAUUUUGUCAUAAUUACACCGUUUGUGACGUCAUGACGUUGGCAACAAAGCGCAGUUGAUUUUCUUCUGUAUACGAAGGAAGUUAAGAAUCAUGUCGAAGAAGAGAAAUGUUUAAUAUUUUAAACAAGGGCGUUGCCGUGGAGAUAAACCUGGAUGUGUUCAACACUAUUCCAGAGCACAUUUAUGAUGAAAUGAACACAUGUCCUCAGUGUUUCGAUAUUACAGAUAUCAAUGACAGUGCCCGACUUGUGACAGACUUGCCACACAACCAGACACCAAAUAAGCCACAAAUCAGUCCAACUUCCGGUACACAUCCGGUAAGCAGUUGCUAUUCCGGAAACUUUCGCACAAGUAAAUCACAUAACCCGUCCCUGUCAAAUGCGAUUUCAACUGAGACAUACCCAAGUUUACAUGCUUAUGGCAUCCAUAGUACAAGUUCGUUGACAAAGACUUCCUCCAUUGAAACGCCACUCGGAGUAGUUCGGCUUAAUUCGUCGCCAAGUUUUGAGCCGGUGCGCAUGCACAGUGGAACUUCUUCUGAGAGCUUCCGGCGAGAUAUUAGUCUCUACAAAUUGAACGCCAUGCCGGCCUUGGAAGAGGAUGAUCACAUUUCAAGUAGUGGCGCAGAUGAAAUAUGUGGGCGAUCAAAAACAAACGACAAGUCUAAAAUAAAGAACAGCCGACGGAAACGAUUUAAUCAGGAAUUGGUUGAAACUGCGGACGAAGAAAGACACGAGACGGAGGAAAAUCCCGACGAGGAAGCAACGAAAAGGAAAGGAAAGUUUCGGGGUUUAUCAAAAUGCUUUAAGGGACUAUUCCCUUGCACACGUGCGAACAAAAACGAACUAGACCCCGAUUGCUUGCUAGAUGUUAUGUCAGAUCCCCAAGAAAAAUAUUAAAAGAUAAAUCUCUU
This is a messenger RNA of Ruditapes philippinarum (Manila clam), 920 nucleotides long. RefSeq lists its product as uncharacterized. The transcript has 3 exons. Bases 115 to 906 code for a protein of 263 amino acids. Lineage: Eukaryota; Metazoa; Mollusca; Bivalvia; Venerida; Veneridae. The record is from RefSeq and is a predicted model, not a curated record.